AGCUGUCAAAAAAAGUGAAUUGUAAAUUUUUGAAGAAAUUGAAAAUUAUAAAAGUGUUUUCGAUUAAUUUUCAUAUUUAGCUAAAAAAAUAAAUAAAAAUGACGACUGGGAGUUCUCAAAAUGACGGAGUCCGUGAGAAAGCACUAUAUGAUUAUCGCAAGAAACUAUUAGAGCACAAAGAAGUAGAGUCCCGUUUAAAAGAAAAACGUGAAGAAGUUAAAGAGCUGACAAAACAAUAUGAUAAAUCUGAAAAUGAUUUGAAAGCUUUACAAAGUGUUGGGCAAAUUGUUGGAGAAGUUUUAAAACAAUUAACAGAAGACAAAUUUAUUGUAAAAGCAACAAAUGGCCCUCGUUACGUUGUGGGUUGUCGCAGGCAACUAGAUAAAACAAAAUUAAAAUCAGGCACUCGUGUAGCGUUGGACAUGACUACACUGACCAUAAUGCGUUACUUGCCAAGAGAAGUUGAUCCUCUCGUAUAUAACAUGUCUCAUGAAGAUCCAGGAGAAGUAACAUAUUCGGCUAUUGGUGGUUUGUCAGAACAAAUCCGAGAACUUCGUGAAGUCAUUGAACUUCCAUUAUUGAAUCCAGAAUUGUUUUUGAGAGUUGGUAUUACUCCUCCGAAAGGCUGUUUAUUAUAUGGACCACCUGGUACUGGAAAAACUUUGCUAGCAAGAGCAGUUGCUUCGCAAUUAGAUGCAAAUUUCUUGAAGGUUGUUUCUAGUGCUAUUGUUGACAAAUAUAUAGGUGAAAGUGCACGUUUAAUCCGUGAAAUGUUCAACUAUGCUCGUGAUCAUCAACCGUGCAUAAUUUUCAUGGAUGAAAUCGAUGCCAUUGGUGGAAGAAGAUUUUCAGAAGGUACAUCUGCUGAUAGGGAAAUUCAACGUACUUUAAUGGAAUUAUUAAAUCAAAUGGAUGGCUUUGAUACGUUGGGUCAAGUUAAAAUGAUAAUGGCAACUAAUCGUCCAGAUACACUAGAUCCUGCUUUGUUACGGCCAGGUAGAUUAGACAGAAAAAUUGAGAUUCCACUGCCAAAUGAACUGGCACGCUUGGAAAUUUUAAAAAUUCAUGCUCAACCAAUUACGAAACAUGGUGAGAUCGAUUAUGAAGCUAUUGUUAAGCUAUCUGAUAAUUUUAAUGGAGCUGAUUUAAGAAAUGUAUGCACAGAAGCUGGUCUCUUCGCCAUAAGAGCUGAACGUGAAUAUGUCAUUCAAGAAGACUUUAUGAAAGCAGUAAGAAAGGUUGCUGACAAUAAGAAAUUGGAAAGUAAAUUAGAUUACAAACCCGUGUAAAGUAUAUAAAAACAAAUUUAUUUUGUUUCUUUUAUAUUUAUAUAUAUACAACUUGAAUAAUUAUUUUUAAAUUCAA
Messenger RNA from Condylostylus longicornis, 1365 nucleotides. It is a transcript of the gene Rpt4, whose product is annotated as 26S proteasome regulatory subunit 10B. Gene Ontology annotation, molecular function: proteasome-activating activity; ATP binding; ATP hydrolysis activity. The record is from RefSeq and is a predicted model, not a curated record. The transcript is spliced from 4 exons. NCBI's taxonomy places the organism in Eukaryota, Metazoa, Arthropoda, Insecta, Diptera, Dolichopodidae. Gene Ontology annotation, cellular component: cytosolic proteasome complex; proteasome regulatory particle, base subcomplex. Gene Ontology annotation, biological process: positive regulation of RNA polymerase II transcription preinitiation complex assembly. The coding region runs from base 99 to 1289 and encodes 396 amino acids.